CAGCUCUCAGUUCCCGAGAGAAGAACCCCAAAGAGCGACUGUCCCCGGCGGCCCUGGCACCUGCGCCCGCCAUGCUGCUGCUGCUGGCCCUGCUCUGGGGGACGGUGGGGGUGGAGGGACAGGGAGGGGACAGGAGAGGUUACAGUCUGCAAGUGCAGAGUGUGGUGACGGUGCAGGAGGGCCUGUGUGUCCGUGUGCCCUGCUCCUUCUCCUACCGCGGGGACAGCCGGACUGACUCUGACCCUGUUCACGGCUACUGGUUCCCGGAAGGGGCUGAUCCACACCGUGGCACUCCAGUGGCCACAAACGACCCAGCUAGGAACGUGCAGGAGGAGACCCAGGGCCGAUUCCUCCUCCUCGGGGAUCCCAGGAGGAACAACUGCUCCCUGAGCAUCAGAGACGCCUCAAGGAGGGACCAGGGGUCAUACUUUUUCCGGGUAGAGAUAGGAGGAAAUGUGAAAUUCAGUUACACGAAUGACAAGCUUUCUGUGCAAGUGACAGCCCUGACCCACACGCCCGACAUCCUCCUCCCGGGGACCCUGGAGUCUGGUCGCCCCAGCACCCUGACCUGCUCUGUGCCCUGGGCCUGUGAGCAGGGGACGCCCCCCAGGAUCUCCUGGGAGGGGGCUUCCGUGGCUCCCCAGGGCCCCACCAUCGGCCACUCCUCGGUGCUCACCCUCGUCCCUCAGCCCCAGGACCACGGCACCAGCCUCACCUGCCAGGUGACCUUGCCUGGGGCCGGUGUGACCACGACGAGGACCGUCCAUCUCAAUGUGUCCUACUCUCCUCAGAACCUGACGGUGACUGUCCUCCAAGGAGACGGCUCAGCACCCACAGCCCUGGAGAACGGCUCAUCUCUGCCAGUGCUGGAGGGCCAGUCCCUGCGUCUGCUCUGUGGUGUCAACAGCAACCCCCCUGCCAGGCUGAGCUGGACCUGGGGGGGCCUGACCCUGUGCCCCUCUCAGCCCUCGAACCCUGGGGAGCUGGAGCUGCCUCGAGUGCACCUCAGGGACGGAGAAGUCACCUGCCGAGCUGAGAACCCUCUGGGCUCCCAGCACAUCUCCCUGAGCCUCUCCCUGCAGCGGAAACCGGGGCCCGUGGCAGAGGUGACUCUGGUGGCCGUCGUGGGAUCUGCUGUGAAGAUCCUGCUUCUCUGCCUCUGCCUCGUCUUCCUCAGGUGA
Molecule: messenger RNA, 1181 nt
Organism: Microcebus murinus (gray mouse lemur)
Lineage: Eukaryota; Metazoa; Chordata; Mammalia; Primates; Cheirogaleidae
Source: RefSeq, a predicted model, not a curated record